UGUGCCUUAAAAGCCAUAAAAGGCUUAAGUAUGGAGCGGUGAUGCUGGGAGCCCGCACGCACACGCGGCUGCUGCUCCGAGGAGGAGAGCAGAUGGGGAAACACCCUCCUCCGUGACCGUCCUACAUCUUCCAGAGGGGGAACAGCAGCGCCGCUGGAUUUAUGGUGAUUUUUUUUCCCUCCCUCCCACGCAGCAUUCCCAGCCCCGGCCGCUCCCGGCGCCGCUCGCAUCCCUGGAGGCGCUUGGAAAGGGAUGCUCGGAGGGCACCGGGGAUUUUUGGGGUGAAGUCGCGGCGGGUUCCUGGCCAUGCUCCGCCUGGACUCGGUUUCCCCGGAGCUGUCUUUGCUCUGCUCGUUCCCACAAAGGACCUGCCCAGCACUCCAGAGAAAUCCUCAGCAGUCUCCAAGUGCUUUGAGCCACGUUCUGUGUGCUGGAUUGGGCUCUGCAGGAGCUCCUGAGGCAGGUCUGGAUCUGCAGGAUUAGUGGAGAUGGAAUGAAAGCAUAACCACCAACCCCUCACCAUGGAGCUGGCCAACACCAAGGACUUCCAGUGGAAAUGCCUGGCCCCGCUCCCGAGCCGCAGGGUUUACUCCACGCUGGUGGAGGCCGGGGGACAGGUCUUUGCCAUCGGGGGCUGCGACGACAACGGGGUCCCCAUGGACUCCUUCGAGGUCUAUUCCCCCGAGGCCGACCAGUGGACAGCCCUGCCCCCCAUGCCCACGGCCCGGGCAGGGGUGGCCGUGGCCACGCUGGGCAAGAGGAUCAUGGUGGCCGGAGGGGUCGGGGCCAACCAGCUGCCGCUGAAGGUGGUGGAGAUGUACAACGUGGAUGAGGGCAGGUGGAAGAAGAGGAGCUCGCUGAGGGAGGCGGCCAUGGGCAUCUCGGUGACGGCCAAAGACUACAGGGUGUAUGCAGCUGGUGGGAUGGGGUCUGACCUGCGGCCACACAACUUCCUGCAGCACUAUGACAUGCUCAAGGACAUCUGGGUGUCCCUGGCAGCCAUGCCCACACCCCGCUACGCUGCCACCUCCUUCCUCAGGGGCACCAAGAUCUACGUGCUGGGUGGAAGGCAGUCCAAGUACGCCGUCAACGCCUUCGAGGUCUUCGACACGGACACCAGGUCGUGGACCAAGUUUCCCAACAUCCCCAACAAAAGGGCCUUCUCCAGCUUCGUGCCCACGGAGGACAGGCUGUUCAGCCUCGGGGGGCUGCGCCAGGGGCGGCUCUACAGGCAGCCCAAGUUUAUGAGGACCGUGGACGUGUUUGACGUGGAGCAAGGUGGCUGGAUGAAGAUGGAACGCUCCUGCUACCUGAAGAAGAGGCGAGCAGACUUUGUGGCUGGGUACCUGAAAGGCAGAGUCGUCGUGGCUGGGGGACUAGGAAACCAGCCGACCGUCCUGGAGUCUGCAGAGGCCUUCCACCCCGAGAAGAACAAGUGGGAGAGCCUCCCCCCCAUGCCCACCCCGCGCUGCGCCUGCUCCAGCAUCGUGGUGCGGAACUGCCUGCUGGCCGUGGGGGGGGUGAGCCAGGGCCUGAGCACGGCUGUGGAGGCCCUGUGCCUCUCGGAUUCCUAGCUGGAUUCCCAGCUGGAUGCUGCCUGGAGCAGGACCUGCCCCUCGCUGGCCCUGGCAGUGGCGCUGGUGGUGGUGCUGGCAGCUCCCAGGGUCAGGUGAGUGCCAUCCAUGCUGUGCUGGGAGCUUGGAAGCCCAGCCCUGGAGCCA
Messenger RNA from Neopelma chrysocephalum (saffron-crested tyrant-manakin), 1721 nucleotides. It is a transcript of the gene KLHDC8A, whose product is annotated as kelch domain containing 8A. The record is from RefSeq and is a predicted model, not a curated record. The transcript is spliced from 8 exons. Gene Ontology annotation, molecular function: protein binding. The coding region runs from base 522 to 1574 and encodes 350 amino acids. NCBI's taxonomy places the organism in Eukaryota, Metazoa, Chordata, Aves, Passeriformes, Pipridae.